AUGGAAAAAAAGGAAAAUGAAGAUAAAACAGAGAAUUAUUUUGAUAAAAUAACAAAUUUUUUUAAUUAUUUUACAUUAGAUAAUUCUCAGAAUGAAGAACAAACAGUUGUAUCUCCUGAGAUAAUGAAUAAUAAAAAUGAAAUAAAUCAGGAUAAUAGAGAUAGUGUAAAACAAGUUGUUUACAAUUUAAAAUUAAAAAGAGCAUCUGUAUCAAAUAUACCACAAAGAUUAAUUUUAGAUACAUUAAUAAAUAGUAAAAAAGAUGUGAAUAACAAAAUAAAUAUAAAUGACAAUUUCACAGUUGAUACAAUUACAAAAGAUUGUGAAGAAAAUAAUUCUAAUAAAAUUAGAGAAAAAAAUUCAUCACUCAUUAUAUUAGAUAAAGAUAAAGAAUCAAAAAAUAAUUUUAGUUAUUCUCCAAGUUUUCAUUACAAUAAAGAUGAACUUUUUCAUUUAAAUAAAAGAAAAAAUGAUAAAAAAGAAGAGAAUAAAAAGAAAAAAAAAGAUAAAGUAAAAAAAAACAAAAAAGAAUUAAAAGAGAAAGGAAUAGAAGAAUAUAUGAAUAUAGAUGAAAGUUAUACAAAUGAAAAAAAAGAAAAAACAAAAAGAAGAGAAAAAAAUAAAUGUAAAAAAAAUGAAGUAAACAAUCAAGAAGAAGAAAGAGAAAAAGAAGAGAAAAAAGAAAAAAAAGAAAUUAAAGAAAAAGAAGAGAAAAAAGAAAAAGAAGAGAAAAAAGAAAAAGAAGAGAAAAAAGAAAAAGAAGAGAAAAAAGAAAAAGAAGAGGAAAAAGAAAAAAAAGAAAUUAGAGAAAAAGAAGAAAAAAAAGAAAAACAAGUACAAGAAAUACAGGAAAAAAAAAAUAAAAAAACAGACAAAAAAAAAAUAAAAGAAAGCUAUGAAGAAAAUUACGAAAGCAGGUUAAUUAAAAGAAAGGAAAACCAAGAUAUAAAAAAUAAAAAUAUCUCCAUUGAACUUCCAAGUAUUAAAAAUUCAAAUGAUUCAAAUUAUUUAUAUGAUGAGAAAGUUCAAUUUUUAGAAAAUAAAAACUUCAAAGAAAAUAUAAAAAACAAUAAAGAAAUAAUAAAAAAUAAAAUUUCUCUUGAUAGUUCUACUCUAAAUGAAAAAAAUAUAUUUGAUGAUAAUAAAAAGUAUAUUAGAAUAAGAAAUCGUAAAAAAAGAGACAAUGUAAUAAUACUACCAAAACUUAAUUUAAAUCAGAAAUGUGAAUCCUUUUCAACUGAAGAAAAAAAAAAAAAAAAUCAAGAUAUUUUAAUUAAUAAUAAAAGUUGUAACAUUAAUAAUGUAAUCCAAGACAAUGAUGAUAAAACGACAGUAAGUGGGCAGUCUGAUGAAGAUAAAAAUGAAUUAAUGAAUUUAUGA
Messenger RNA from Plasmodium gallinaceum, 1380 nucleotides. Its product is annotated as conserved Plasmodium protein, unknown function. The coding region runs from base 1 to 1380 and encodes 459 amino acids. The record is from RefSeq and is a predicted model, not a curated record. NCBI's taxonomy places the organism in Eukaryota, Apicomplexa, Aconoidasida, Haemosporida, Plasmodiidae. The transcript has 3 exons.